Molecule: messenger RNA, 2927 nt
Organism: Oldenlandia corymbosa var. corymbosa
Lineage: Eukaryota; Viridiplantae; Streptophyta; Magnoliopsida; Gentianales; Rubiaceae
Source: the annotation of a GenBank genome assembly
ACCGGUUGUAAGUUAAGCACGUCAGUCGCUAUUUAAUUGAAAGUCCGAACUCCGAACGCCUAAAACCCAGAAACAUAUAAAACCCCGUCACACAAUUCUCCAUUCCGCAGCUUCAAUGGCUGCCGUCUUCCGCCGCCUUGUGCCCCUCCGCUCCUCCUCCCUCCGCAUUUCGCGCGUUUCGACUCUUGGACAACGAGAAGGUUUUGGUGGAAGCAAUGUUUGUGGUUAUUCUGCAACUUCUUCUCCUGAUGAGAGUGUAUUGGAAAUUGAGAAGUUAGCCAAACAGGUUGUUGAAGAUAGAGACAGUCAAAUUUCAGAGGAUGAAAUUGCGAAAAUUAGUCGUGAAUUCCAUGCUGCUAAGGAGAGGUUUCUUAAAGUACCUGAAGCAUUGAGGCAAAUGCCUAAAAUGAAUCCUGAAGGAAUUUAUGUGAAUAAGAAUUUGAGAUUGGACAAUAUACAAGUCUACGGAUUUGAUUACGACUAUACUUUGGCUCAUUAUUCUGCUAACCUACAGUGUUUGAUCUACAACCUUGCUAAAGAGCACUUAGUCAAUGAGUUUAAGUACCCGGAAAGUUGCUUGGAUUUCAAAUAUGAUCAUACAUUUCCUAUCAGAGGGUUAUAUUAUGACAAGUCAAAAGGAUGUUUAAUGAAAUUGGACUUCUUUGGCUCUAUAGAACCGGAUGGUUGCUACUAUGGGAGGCAAAAGCUUAGCCAGGACGAGAUAGAACAAAUUUAUGGGAGUAGAUAUAUAGGCCGUGACCAAGCACGAAGACUGGUUUGCUUGAUGGAUUUUUUCUGCUUUAGUGAGGCAUGUCUUCUGGCUGAUAUUGUUCAACAUUUUGUUGAUGCAAAACUGGAAUUUGAUGCUGGUUACGUCUAUGAAGAUGUGAAUCGAGCGAUUCAACAUGUUCACAUAAGUGGUUUGGUUCAUAGGGGAAUCCUUAAUGAUCCCCAUCGAUAUCUUAUGAAGAAUGGACAACUAAUACGGUUUCUGAGGAUGUUGAAGGAGAAAGGGAAAAAACUUUUCUUGUUGACCAACUCCCCAUUUUAUUUUGUUGACGGUGGGAUGCGCUUCUUGUUGGAGGAAACAUUGGGUCCACAGGAUUCCUGGAGGGAGCUUUUUGAUGUUGUGAUUGCUAAAGCAAACAAACCAGACUUCUACACCUCUGAACAUCCAUUUCGCUGUUAUGAUGUGGAGAAGGACACACUGGCAUUCUCAAAGGUGGAUACAUUUCUUCCUGACAAAAUCUAUUACCAUGGAUGCUUGAAAAGUUUCUUGCAAAUUACACAAUGGAAAGGUCCAGAGGUUAUAUACUUUGGGGAUCAUCUGUUUAGUGACCUGAGCGGGCCUUCAAAGGCUGGAUGGCAUACUGCUGCAAUAAUCCGUGAAUUGGCGAAUGAGAUAAAGAUACAGAAUGAUGAUAACUACAGAUUUGAACAGGCCAAAUUUCAUAUAAUACAAGAACUUCUUGGUAAGCUGCAUGCCACCGUUGCCAACAAUCGCCGAAGUGAAGCUUAUGAAGCACUUGUUGUAGAGCUAAAUGAAGAGAGGCAGAAGGCACGCCAAAGGAUGAAGAGCAUGUUCAAUCGCACAUUUGGUGCUACUUUUCUCAAUGAUUCUAGUCAAGAAUCUGCAUUUGCGUACCAUAUACACCAGUACGCCGAUGUUUAUACCAGCAGGCCAGAGAACUUUUUGUUCUAUCCACCAGAUGCAUGGCUUCAUGUACCAUAUGACAUUAAGAUCAUGCCGCAUCAUGUGAAGGUUUCAUCAAGCUUGCUCAGGAAUUGAUUGGUAGAUACGCAAACUCCAGGGUAUAAGCAAAAGGGAGCACCAAAUAGCCACUCCAUUGUACCUUUACCUACACACAAAAGUGUAGAAAGUCUCAAUACUGCCAGCUCAUAAAGCUUCUCAUGGUUUUCUUUCAUACAUUUGAGCAAGCCGCCCGGAGUUUAAUAAAACAUGUAAGUAAAUAUAAACUAAACUUGUCACAUGUUAGUAGUCCAGUUUGUUCUACUGUUUUAGUUCAACAAAGUGGAUUAUUACAAUCACAGUACAGCAAACUGGACUAUUAAAAUGGGACGGAGGGAGUAAUGAUAAUUGGCCGACAUAGUUAUUAUUUGUUCAAAAAUUGAUAGUAUAAUUGGAGUUGAUGUACGAAUAGGUAUCUCAAUGAAGCAAAAUCUCAAGCUAGCAGCAGUUUUCGUGAAGGUUGUCGAAAGAAACAUCUCUGCUUUCAUAACUGUGGCUCUGAGAAGCAGUUGAAGCGACAUCUGAACAUCUGUUCAUAGAUGUAUGAUUAUUUCACGUAAUUCUUUAUUCCUUCAUACCACUCAUAUGUUAUAGCAGUCUUAUCUGCGAAAAUUGUUAUUCAUGAGCUCGGAAUAAUGGUAAUUGCCAUGUAUAAAGUUGCAUAAAACACAACUUUUAUUCGAUAUAAUACUUCUAUAUUUUACUAAAUUGCAACGUGCUUUGUUCCCGCUUUAUAUGGAUUUUGUUCAUUGGUCAUCCUUUAUCUGUCUUUUUGAAGCUUGGCAGGGGGUGUCUUGACUUUGAUGCUACAAGAAAGUCAGAAAUUAUUGGCCCUUAACUGUUGUGUUGUAGUUGUUGCCUGUGGCAAUUUAAAAGUUCGCAGAGUGAGUUUCUGAUCAGGAUAUGUCGAAACAAAUGUGUCUGAUUAUAUUCUUUGUGGGUACCAUGAUUAGUAAGCUAUCGAUUGAACUUUGCCUGAAUUCUGAUGUCUCCAGGUUCAAGUGUACCUUAAGCUUUGUGGCCUUUCAGAAGAAUAUUGUUUUUCCCACUUUCUUAGUGAUUAAAUUGUAGGUGGUAGAGCUCUGCUACAAGGAAUCUUUAUUUAAAAAUUAGUAGUUGCCGGAAGUUCUAAUAUAUAUAUAUAUAUAUAUAAUAUAUAUAUAUAUAUAUAUAUAUA